AUGUUCUUUUUAUACCUUCUUGCAGUGGCAUUUGCUGCCGAUGCAGGCGUGGCUCCCAUCAACGGGGGCGGCUUCACCACAACCACAAAUACCGCUAACUUGGCCGGAAUGCAACUUGAAACCACCACAAAUACCCCUACCACUGCUGCUGCUGCUGUUGGUGCUAAUACUGACACCACAGGCACGGGCACUGGAACUACAACUCCGGCUGCUGCUGCCGCCAACACCGCCACGACCGGCACCGGUACGGCCACCACCACGGGAACUGGCACUACUGCCACCGGAACCACCGCAACCACCCCUGCGGCCGCUGCUGCUACUACAGCCACUGGCACGGGAACCACCACCACAGGUACCGGAACCGCCACGGCCACAACUGGCACCGCCACGGGCACCGUCAACACCGCUACCAUGAACGCUUCCCAGUUGUCCAUCUACAAGCAAACUCUGUCCAUGAACGCCGAUGAACUCAUCGCCUGGUCUGCUACACACACAAAUGCCGCUACAGGCACUACCACCGGUACCACUACUGCCGCUGCUGCCGCGGACACCGCUGCUGCUGACACCGCUCCAGCCGGAUACACUGGCUCCAUCGCUGCCACCCAGAUCGCCCCUCCCCUGACGCUCUCCUACGUGACAACGAUGAAAAGCCACUCUGCUCCUCAGACCCAGGCUGCUGCCGCUACUCCAGCGUCCGAUGGCUCUGAAAGCUCCGGUUCGCUGUCGUACGCCGCAGGUGGUGCCAGAAACGGUCUUGCUGUCCCCGGCCUUCUCUCCGGUCUCGCAGCCAUUGCCCUCGCUUUGUAA
Molecule: messenger RNA, 807 nt
Organism: Candidozyma pseudohaemuli
Lineage: Eukaryota; Fungi; Ascomycota; Pichiomycetes; Serinales; Metschnikowiaceae
Gene: PGA33
Product: Pga33p
Exons: 1
Coding region: 1-807 (268 amino acids)
Source: RefSeq, a predicted model, not a curated record